UUUCGGGUCAACACCCUUAACUCCUGGCCUUGACAUGAUGAUCUCUGAAGUUUAUAUGUAUUUUAGUAACAGCAAAGCUUCAACUUCAUAACAUAACGAAAUUUCUCUGUACUCGGCUUAGAAGAAUCAAAAAGAACAUACGCUAAUCACUAGAUGGCGUUACUGUCCACUACCGUAUGACAAAUGAACAGUAACCUUUGGUGGGUUAUGAAGUUUAGAACAGUGUUAUGAUUUUCGAUUGUAGCAGCUGAAAGUGGACGUGAUGGACAGAGAUGAACUUUACCAGCAGAGACCCAGUGGGCUGACGCCACCCCCUUUAAUUUCUGUACAUGAUGAACCAAAACCUCAACGAAGUCAAGAACACAUUCAGAGAUUCGCAGGUUUUGGAAUAGGUGUCACAAGCUUGUUUGCAGAGAAUCUGCUAUCACAUCCCUGUAUCGUACUAAGACGACAAUGUCAGGUGCAUCACAAUUCGACAUGGUAUCAUCUGACGCCUUUCACAAUAAUACCUAUCAUUGUCAACAUUCAAACCCACCAGGGCAUCGCCUCGCUGUGGAAGGGCAUCGGAGGCACGUUCGUCGUGCGAGGUCUCAACCUGAUCGCCGAGACGGUGCUCAGCGAGUUCACGUCGUUCUCAAGGGAAGUGACCCGUUAUACGUGUUACAAAAACCUAGGAGGCCAUGUUACACUCAAGUUCCUGACCUUUGCCAUCACAACCCCGUUUGCUGCUGCCAGUCUAGUCGAAACUGUUCAGAGCGACAUUGCGAGCGAGCGUCCGGGCAUGCUGGACGUCAUCAAGGAGGGCCUGCGCCGCGUGACGCGCUGGGGCACGCCGCAGACAACGCGGCUACUGCCCGUCUACCUGCUCGUCGUUCCCACCGCCCUGCACUCGCUCGCCCACUACGCGAUCACACGCCUCGUGCAGCAGGCCGUCGUCGCACGCCUCCGCCCCGAUGACGACGCCACCUACAGGCCGGUGAGUGGCUCCCCCUGCUGGGGCCUCGUCGCUAGUGUGGUCCAGUUAGCUCGGGGUUGUUCGGUGCACAGCGGCGGCGGCCACCCAUCGGCGAGCGACCCAUCUUCCUCCUCCCCCGCACCGCCGCCACGGCGCACGAUCCACGAGGCCUACCUGCCCGACCUGAUCGCCGUCUUCAGCUCCCACCUGAUCGCCGACGUGAUCCUGUACCCGGCGGAGACGGUCGUCGCGCGGCUCCACCUGCAGGGCACGCGCACGAUCAUCGACAACCUCGACUUCGGGUACGAGGUGGCGCCGAUCAACACGUGCUACGAGGGUGCGGCCGACGCCGUGCGCAGCAUCCUCCGCGACGAGGGCCUCGCCGGAUUCUACAAGGGCUUCGGUGCGCUCGCGCUGCAGUACGCCACGCACGCGCUGCUGCUGCGCGCCACCAAGCUCGUAUUCGAUCGGUUAGCUGAGAGCUAUGCUGGUCGCCCCGCGACGGGGCGGGGCGGCGACGGCGACGCGGCGGCGGCAUCGUAG
Molecule: messenger RNA, 1498 nt
Organism: Priapulus caudatus
Lineage: Eukaryota; Metazoa; Priapulida; Priapulimorpha; Priapulimorphida; Priapulidae
Product: solute carrier family 25 member 46-like
Exons: 9
Coding region: 263-1498 (411 amino acids)
Biological process (GO): mitochondrial membrane fission; mitochondrial fission
Cellular component (GO): mitochondrial outer membrane
Source: RefSeq, a predicted model, not a curated record